Molecule: messenger RNA, 744 nt
Organism: Drosophila arizonae
Lineage: Eukaryota; Metazoa; Arthropoda; Insecta; Diptera; Drosophilidae
Gene: Ccp84Ac
Product: chitin-binding domain-containing protein Ccp84Ac
Cellular component (GO): extracellular matrix
Source: RefSeq, a predicted model, not a curated record
CAUAAUCUCAGCAAAAUGGCUUUCAAGUUCGUAGCAUUGGUCUCGCUCGUCGCAGCCGUAUCAGCUGGCCUCAUACCCGUGGAGCACCACGAGCAGCCACAGCUUUAUCACACCGGAGUGCCACAGCCGCAGCAUGUGAUCUACCAAAAGCCACAUGACAUCCACGCCCACGCCCACGCUCAUGAGAUCUAUCCUGAUGAUCCCCAUCCCAAGUACAAUUUCGCCUACGACGUGCAGGACGCAGUCUCCGGCGACUCCAAAAGCCAGGUUGAGUCCCGUGACGGCGACGUGGUGCAGGGAGAGUAUUCCUUGGACGAUGCCGACGGCUACCGCCGCACCGUGAAGUACACCGCCGACUCCGUCAAUGGCUUCAAUGCUGUCGUUCAUCGCGAACCCCUGGGCCACAUUCAUCACAAACUGAUCGCCUCUGCCCCAGCUGCACCCGCUCAAUAUCAUCAGUCGGCUGUGCUGAAGGCUCCUGUGGCUUACGCUGCGCCCACUUACGCUGCGCCCACUUACAACGUGCACCACGAACACGAGCCUCAGCAACAACUGCAGCACCACCAGCAACAGCACCAGGACCACUAUGCCACCUACGAGUCGGCGCCUCCAGCCAGCCAUGCUGCUCAGGAUUAUUAUCAUCACUAGAGCUGCGACGCGCGACGACGGAAGUAUUAUUGCAUCCUCCAUUCCAAAUUCCCAAUUUCCAUUACCCAGCAUUCUUAGAUCCCUAAGCUCUGUUAA